This is a messenger RNA of Leptopilina heterotoma, 1348 nucleotides long. Its product is annotated as RNA-binding protein 7. The record is from RefSeq and is a predicted model, not a curated record. Gene Ontology annotation, molecular function: single-stranded RNA binding. Gene Ontology annotation, cellular component: nucleus. Gene Ontology annotation, biological process: regulation of alternative mRNA splicing, via spliceosome. The transcript is spliced from 2 exons. NCBI's taxonomy places the organism in Eukaryota, Metazoa, Arthropoda, Insecta, Hymenoptera, Figitidae. Bases 139 to 828 code for a protein of 229 amino acids.
CUAACCUAUACUGACCUUACAACAAUUACAAUUUUACAAUCUGCGUUAUGUUUUGACUUUGUCUUUAAAAAUUUAACAAUUUAUUUAAAAGUUUGUUGUUAAAAUUAAUGAGAAACUUGUUCUAAUCGUCAAAUAAUCAUGUCUGAGGAUGAAAGAACAAUUUGGUUGGGGAAUUUAAAUAGUGAAAAAGUUACAGAAGAUGUUCUGUAUGAGCUAUUUUUACAGGCUGGGCCACUAGACAGAAUUCAUAUUCCAAAGGAUCGUGAGGGAAAGCAGCGAAAUUUUGCGUUUGUAACAUAUAAACAUCUGGUUUCAGUACCUUAUGCUGUAACAUUAUUCGAUGGAACAAUGCUAUUCAACAGACAAGUUUAUAUGAAAGCGAGAAGUAAUGAAGCGCAACCAAAUACUAAUUCCGCUGAACAAAAUCAUCAUUAUCAAAAUGAAUUAAUUCAACUUGGAAAUCAAAUGCUUCAAUGUAUACCAAAUCCAUCAUUAGUUUACGGGAAUUUUCCUAGUCCGCCAAUGUUAAUGCAGCAGCCGAAUCAAUUUAUCCCUCAACAAUUCUAUUACAAUGAGGAAAGAAGAUCUCAACAAAAUUAUGCACAUCCUUAUCAGCGGGAGCCGGAGAGAAAUAAAGGCCGAUACAACAACGAUCCUGGACACGAGAAAAGAAGAGACAACUAUUCUUCGUCCCACAGAAAUAAUUAUAGAGAAAAUCCUCAUUAUUCUCAAAGACAUGGUGGAAAUCGACAUGAAAAUAGCAGUCGAGAAAGUAAUAAUCGUCAAGAAAGUAGUAGUCGACACGAUAGAAGGUAUUACAGAUCUUAAAUUACAUGAUUCAAUAAUACUUCUACAUUUUCUAUAAUUUGAUUUAAAAAUUUGCAAACGUUUCUCAAAUCUUACUAGAUUUAAAUUUCUCAUUUUAAAUUGCAAGAAAUUUUUGUUCAUUUUUGCAAUAGUUAUUAAGUUAAUAUAUUCAUUGAAAUUCAUUGUCUUGAAAUUAGUUUAUUAGUAAGAAAGAAAGAUAUUUAACAAUUUUUUUACUACGUUUUUUAAACUUUAAAUGUAAAGCUCGUCACAAUGUUUCUUGUAUAUUUGUUUCAAAAGAUAGGAACAAGACAAUAGUUUGAGAAUUCUCUUCAACAAAUUUUAUAUUUCUAUCUUGAAAACUAAAUAUAUAUAAAUUUUGGAAAUUAAAAUAUAUAUCUAUUUUCCUUUUUUUGGUAAUCAUUGUUAAAUAUUUCUGCACUUGUUGGAAAAUUGUAAAAAAGAAUUUGCUCGAUUUAAUAUGUAAGACUUGCUGUGCAAAAAGCAAUUGUCAAUAAAAGAAAAUUAUUUUUCAUUAAAA